UCCUCCUAUUUAUGACAUGACGAGGUGUUGUGCUGUGUCUAAAGGCAUGUGUGGUGCACAAGUCAUUUCUCCGCUCUGCGGUUACAUGGCUUUCUUAGUAUUCCAGAUGCGUCCAACUUGCAGCACAUUCAAUGACACGUCACGUGAACUACCAGAGCGAGUCUGGACCAUCCGCAAAAGAGUACAGAGUGUUCUCUGGGUUGAUGAGGUCAUAGUGGGAUUGACUGCCCCCAUCAUACAGUGGUAGAGUCUCUUACUAUAAGGGAGUCCAAGGUUGAGUUAGUCUCUGACUAAAGAUAACCCCUACUUGCUCCACUAAUAACUGUCCCCAUGAUCACAGCACUCUGAAUCUUCCUUUGUUUCUUGGGGGCACCAAACAGAGGGCAGGAGCUCUUGGGAGUGUGGAGUUUCAGGGGCUCCUAUUGUCAUCAUGUUUAGGUUCUUGGGAGGUGGAAUCUGACCGGGGUUGAGAGUCAGCAGAUUCAGCCUGAGGCUCUGGAGGGCCCCCAUGGAGGUCUGUUGACUGUUGCUACGUCAGUGUUUCACCUUCCAACACUCACAAACCAGUCAACAAGAUUGCUGCUGCUGUGGCACAUGGAGGGGUUCUGUGAUGUAACCUGUGAUGAACUCUUGCAUUAUUGAAAAACUGUUCUGUUUAUUAAAGCUUUUUUUUCCUGUCCCAGGAUGUUUUGCUAAGAUGCAGGUUUUAUUGAUUGUCUGCCAGUGAGGUUUUCCCUGGUGACGUUGUGUGUGCGUAGGAGACGAGAGAUCUUGUGAAAUGGGCGAGAAAUGCUGCGUCAAUAUUUGUUGUGGAAAUAAAGAGUGGGUCACCCUAUGCGUUUUUGUAUAUGACCAAUCGCAAUGAAGAUAAGACAGAACAGUCAUAUUGCCCAAUGGGACCCUGCAGUGCCAUGAUUGACACUCUGUAUCAGUGGUUCUGGUGGGAUCGGAUCUGGUUGCCGGUCAACCUGACAUGGGCCGACCUUGAGGACAGAGAGGGGCGUGUCUAUGCCAGAGCCUCACACCUGUACGUCACAGUGCCCUACGCCAUAGUCUUCCUACUAAUUAGAUACCUGUUUGAAAGGUUGAUAGCAACACCGGUAGCAGCCUCAGUGGGGAUCAGAGAGAAAGUCAGGCUGAGAGUGGAAAACCCCAUCCUGGAGCUCUGCUACAUCUCUCACUCCAGAAACCCUACACAGGCAGACAUUGAUGGGCUGUCUAAGAAAAGUGGCUGGUCAGUCAGGCAGGUGGAACGCUGGUUCAGAAGGAGACGCAACCAGGACCGACCUGGAGUGCUCAAGAAGUUCAGAGAAGCCAGUUGGAGGUUGUUCUUUUAUCUGUUUGCAUUCAUCGGAGGAAUAGCAGCCCUUCAUGAUAAAGAGUGGUUUUAUGAUACACGUAAAGUAUGGACUGGUUUUCCACAGCAGUCCAUGUUGGAGUCUCAGUACUGGUAUUACAUCCUGGAGCUGAGCUUCUAUGGGUCUCUCAUCUUCAGCGUCACCGUGGAUGUGAAAAGGAAGGACUUCAAGGAACAAAUCAUUCACCAUGUCGCCACCUUGGUCCUACUCUCCUUCUCCUGGUGUGCCAAUUACAUCCGCAUAGGAACCCUGGUCAUGCUCGUCCACGACGCUUCUGAUAUCCUGCUGGAGUCUGCCAAGUUGUUUAACUACGCUAAAUGGGAAAGAACCUGCAACACUCUCUUUGUUGUGUUUACGGUUGUGUUCAUGGUUACACGACUCGUCAUCUUCCCAUUCUGGCUAAUCCACUGCACUUGGGUGUACCCUCUGGAACACUAUGCUGCGUUCUUCGCCUACUAUUUCUUCAAUGCGAUGCUGGUGAUCCUCCUCUUCCUCCACAUCUUCUGGGCCUACCUCAUCUUACGCAUGGUCAAGAAGUUCCUCUUUGGCAACUUAACCGGAGAUGUAAGAAGUGAAAACGAAGAGGAGGAUGAAGAUGGGAGCAUUUCUACAGAGGAAGAGGAGAGACACCACAGAACAGGCAACGGUGUGGGUAGGGCCACCAAGGAGGGAACCAAUGGAUGCUCUGGACGCCUAUCCAUGUCUGAAAACAUCUGUCAGUCAAAGACUGUGUACUGACCAGAAACUCAUUCUUACUGGUUGAGUCCUGCACACAAAAAAUGGUGGGAAGGGGAAGGGAGGGGUGAUGAUGUGAGUAAUCGAACAAUGUUGAACAGAUCCUGUCCCAUCUAGACAAAAUAAAAAAAGUAUUUCUCCAGUACAUGGAGUGUGACCUAGUCCAACAAAAAUGGCCGUGUCCAUCAGAGCGUCCGUACGCGGAGCAGUGCAGACGUAGAGGCUGACCUUACUGCGUUCUUUUCAACUCCAAACGAUGACAUGGCUCCUAUGUUUGAGGAGAGCAGUGUUGUUGAUGGCACAGCUUCCCAUGUAGGCCCCUUCAGAAAGAUAAACACCCCGAGAGUGAAACUGGCCAACAAAACACACAGCCCCGUGUUUGGUAUCGUCAUCAUAUUUAAUUGGUUCCGUAUUGUUUCAGAAACACAGAGUGAGCACAUCAUAUUAGUCUGCCUGGGCCCCUGUGUCUUGGCCCCUCUUCGGUCAGGACCUGCUGGGGUUUAUGGGCUGCGUUCGCUUGCGGCAAGUUUUAUCUCAACCUGUGCUGGAGUUGUUUAUGGUUACAGAGAGAUGAAUGGGGCCUGAUAUCACUAGUGACUCUUCCAGAUAAGGUGGUCGUAUCUCUCUGCUUGUCCUCUCUGACCACAGUAAAGCCCUGCUGAACUCAGCCACUUAUAGCCCGUACUAUUAGGUCUUGCUUCUCAACUAUGUUGGCUAGCACCAGGCUGAAACGACAAUGUACUAUGCUGUGCCAUUUUAUACCUUCUCAUACAUACUGUACAGUGCACACCUAUACCAUUUCAUUGUACACUACAGCACAUGGUACAUUCUGAACAAAUUGUGGUUUUUGACCCAAGGCCAUAAUUGAGGUCUGAUGUAUAUUUAUUUUGUAUUGAAGUAUUUCAUGGAUUCACAAGAGAGUGUGAAGCAGACUUAUGAAGAAACAUUUCUGCAGCAUUUAGAAAAAUCUAUUUUUGAAUGAAGCAUGACAGAAUGAUUCCGAGGUCCCAAAUAUUGAUUCUAAUGUUCUCAAAUAUUGUUUUGUUUUAUGUAGGAUAUUGUAUAUGCCAAUGAUGGAUCAAACAUCCAUUUUGUAAGUCUGGGUUGUUUUAUAAUUUUCAAAAAGAAAAGGUAAGACUUCCACUACUACUGUCUGUAAAUUUCAUAUGCCAAUAAAAUGAUUUUCUUGGCUGACA
This is a messenger RNA of Osmerus eperlanus (European smelt), 3289 nucleotides long. It is a transcript of the gene cers3a, whose product is annotated as ceramide synthase 3a. Lineage: Eukaryota; Metazoa; Chordata; Actinopteri; Osmeriformes; Osmeridae. Gene Ontology annotation, biological process: ceramide biosynthetic process. Gene Ontology annotation, cellular component: membrane. The transcript has 11 exons. The coding region runs from base 849 to 2096 and encodes 415 amino acids. The record is from RefSeq and is a predicted model, not a curated record. Gene Ontology annotation, molecular function: sphingosine N-acyltransferase activity; DNA binding.